Messenger RNA from Nicotiana attenuata, 1589 nucleotides. Its product is annotated as phospholipase A1-Igamma1, chloroplastic. Lineage: Eukaryota; Viridiplantae; Streptophyta; Magnoliopsida; Solanales; Solanaceae. Gene Ontology annotation, biological process: lipid metabolic process. Gene Ontology annotation, molecular function: glycerophospholipase activity. Bases 70 to 1566 code for a protein of 498 amino acids. The record is from RefSeq and is a predicted model, not a curated record. The transcript has a single exon.
CACAUAAAAUUUCAACCCCAAUUGAAUCACAAUUCUAUUUUUAGAUCUUGUCAAAAUUUUCAAACCACCAUGAAAGCAAUUCACCACCUCCAUACCACCCAUCUCCACCAACUUAGCCACCAAUUACACAACAAUAGACUUUCCAUGGUCUAUGCCUACAAAGAUGGUUCAAUUGAAACUCAAAGAAAAACCUCAAAGAAAUCAAAUAGACUAGGUGAAACAUUAUCAAACCUUUUAAACAUUCAAAAACCAUACCAAAAGAUCAAUAAUCAUAGUACUUAUUCAAAUUGGAACACUUUGAACAUUGAAGACAAGGCUAACACACCUACCAUGUCACCUAAGGAGGACAUAUCCGAUCGAUGGCGUGACAUUCAUGGUGUUCAAGAAUGGGAAGGUCUUCUUGAUCCACUCCACCCAUUGCUUCGUCGAGAAAUUGUUAAAUAUGGCGAAUUUGCUCAAGCAACUUAUGAUGCAUUAGAUUUCGAUGCGUUCUCAGAGUAUUGUGGAAGUUGCAUGUAUAAUAGUCAUAAGUUGUUUGACAAGUUAGGCCUUAGCAAAAGUGGCUAUAAAGUUACUAAGUACAUCUAUGCAAUGUCACAUAUAGAUAUGCCACAAUGGCUUGAAAGAUCAAAAUUGACAUACACAUGGAGCAAAGAUUCAAAUUGGAUUGGUUUUGUUGCUGUGAGUGAUGACGAAGAAUCGCGACGAAUUGGGAGGAGAGACAUUGUUGUGGCAUGGAGAGGGACAGUGACACCUUCAGAAUGGUAUGAAAAUAUGCAGAGGAAAUUAGAGCCAAUUGGGCAUAUGGACUCAAAAGUGGAACAUGGUUUUCUUAGUAUUUACACAUCUAAGAGUGAUUCAACUAGGUAUAACAAAUCAAGUGCAUCAGAACAAGUCAUGAAAGAAUUGAAAAUAUUGGUGGAUUUUUACAAAAGCAAAGGUGAAGAAAUUAGCCUCACAAUAACAGGACAUAGCUUAGGGGGUGCACUAGCUCUCCUAAAUGCUUAUGAAUCAGCAGCAAAAUUUCCAAGAAUUCCAAUUAGUGUUAUUUCAUUUGCAGCCCCAAGAGUUGGAAAUAUUGCAUUUCGAGACGAGAUUUACCAGAUGGGAGUCAAAACUUUACGCGUUACAGUAAAACAAGAUUUAGUCCCUAGAAUGCCCGGAAUUGUUUUUAAUGAAAGUUUACAAAAAUUUGAUGAUUUUACAGGGACAUUGGAGUGGAUUUACACACAUGUUGGAGCAGAAUUGAAGCUUGAUGUUAGGUCAUCACCUUAUCUUAAAAGGGGAUUUAAUUUCAUAGGGUUUCAUAUGCUUGAGACAUAUCUUCAUUUAGUAGAUGGUUUUGUUAGUACAAGUUCAACUUUUAGGUCUAAUGCUAAAAGGGAUGUGGCAUUAGUGAAUAAGGAAUGUGAUAUGCUUGUAGAUGAGUUAAGAAUUCCUACUUGUUGGUAUCAAUUGGCCAACAAGGGGUUAGAGUGUAAUUCUUAUGGUAGGUGGGUAAGGCCCAAAAGAGAUCCAGAAGAUAUUCCUUCACCUACUAGAGAAGAUUAUAGUUAUGGAUUUUGAAUCCUUUUUCACUAUUUAAUUUA